AUGAUCAAUUUUUUGCGAAAAUUGGCCAACUCCACCACGGCCUCAAUUGAAUCGGAGCACAACGCAACUGUAAUGCGUGGGGAAAUGAAGAAAGGCGGGAAAAUAAUUCGCGAACUACACAAAGAAGGACACGGGGGGGGGGCCGGGGGGGACGUAAAUGCGAGGGUGGCCCCAGGCCGGGGGCCCGGGGGGGCGGGGGGCAAAAACGGAAGCGUGGGAACUCCGGGAAUCGUGGGGCAAUAUUCCCACCGGGGGGGGGUCCGUGCGAGCCCACACCCCGGGGGGGCAGCACGGGGGCAGGGGCUUUGGGGAAGGAGGGAUGGGGGGGGGGGCACCGCAAGGCGGGCGACAAGCUUACGGGCGGGGGGGGGACCUAGGGCCCCUCCCUGGGGCCCCGGGGGGGGGGGGGGCCGCCCAGGGGGCGGCAGGGAAACCCCGGGGGUGGGGCGGCCCCCACCCUGCGGGCAAUCUCGCCGGGCGGGCGGGGGGUGCGCGGGACUGAGGCCCACACCCCCACGGGCGGCCCCCCGCCCACGUACCGGGGGGGCCCACCGCGCGUGCCUCCCGCAUCCGCCGGGGCCGGGGGCAGGGCCUGGGGGGCAGACGGCCACCGGGGGGGGCCUCCGGGCACCAGGGGGGGGGGCCACGGCCCGGCCCUCCCGCGCGGGGGGGGGCCCAGGGGGGGCCCGGACCAACCACACCCCGGCCGGGCCCACGCUACGGAGGGCGGGGGGGGGGGUGCCGCCGGGGGGCUACGGGACCGGGGGGGGGCCCUCAGCCGGGGCCCAGGCCGCCCUGGGUGGGGGGCUGCGUCAGUCGGGAUGGGGGGGGGGCCGAGUCGACGGGGGGUGGGGGGGGGGGGUGGUGGGGCCCCCCCCGUGGGGGACCCACCUGGGGGGAGGGGGUGGGGUGGGGGGGGACCGCCCCCUGGUGGGGGGGGGGGGGGGCGGGGUGAUGAGGGGCAGUGGCGGCCGGCAGCUCCGGGGGGGACGGCCGGCUCCUAGGGGGCGCGGGGGGGGUUCCCGGCUGCCUGGCUGCGCCGGGGGGGGGGGGCCAGUGGGCGCCGGGAGGUCCCAGGCGGGGGGGCGGCAGCGGGUUGUAGGGGGCGCCGUGGGAACCACCCCAGGGUGGGGGGGGGCUAGUGCCCUACACGCCACCCGACCGCCUUGGGGCCGGGGGGGGGGGUGCGCCCCGGGGGGGGGGGGGGGCCCCCAUAAAAGGGCCCGGGCCGGCCGCCCCCCCCCGACGUGCCGGGGUGGCCGCCGCCCCCGCCCCACCGGGGCCGUUCGGGCCGGGUGGGUGGCGUUGGGUGCCCGCCACAACCCCGGGAUUGAUCCCGUUGCGCGCCCGGGUGGCGCCGUGGUCCUUGUGGGGGUGCCCCGGUCCCCCACCGGCUGGUCGUACCCGCUGGCGGGGGGGGUGCCCCCAUACCGCAGGUGGUGGGGUGCGGCGCCCGGUUGCUCCCCGCCCCCAGGUUCUGGCCCCCGCCUUCUCAACAUCUCUGGCCCUCCGGCGGAAUCGCACAGGUGCCCGAUCCGAAACAGAUCAAACUCCGACUGCAGGGACACUUCUGGACUCCACCACGGGAGACCCAACCGCACCCCGGGGCAGGGGCGGGAACAGGGCGGGCGCGGGCCCAAGGGGGGGGGGGAUUUCCGCCACCUUAGGGAUGGCACCCCCGAAAUGGGGGCCUCGAGACCCGACUCCCCACCCCGGCGCCCGGGUGCCACCAGCGGCGGGGGGGGCGGUGCGGCACCACGGGGCGCGGCCACCCCCUCAACCACCAUGAGCCUCCUCCGGGCCAGGCCGGGAGGGCCGGGACAGCCCCACCAGGGACACGGCUGA
Messenger RNA from Dicrocoelium dendriticum, 1845 nucleotides. The record is from the annotation of a GenBank genome assembly. NCBI's taxonomy places the organism in Eukaryota, Metazoa, Platyhelminthes, Trematoda, Plagiorchiida, Dicrocoeliidae.